AUGGUGCCCAAGUGUCCCCGGGCGCUCUUCCUUCUGCUGCUCUUCCUCGCCUGCCCCGAAUCGCGGGCUUCCCAGAACUGUCUCAACAAACAGCAGUUCCUCACGGCUAUCCGCCACCUGCAGCAGUUGCUGAAAGGCCAGGAGACACGCUUCGCCGAGGGCGUCCGUCACAUGAAGAGCCGGCUGGCGGCCCUGCAGAGCUCUGUGAGCAAGGCGGGCCCAGAUACGCCCCCAGUUUCCUGUCCUGCUCUGAACACCCCUCUGGAUGGCCAAAAGUUUGGAAGCAAGUACUUAGUGGAUCACGAAGUCCACUUUACUUGCAAUCCCGGUUUCCGGCUGGUUGGGCCCAGCAGUGUGGUGUGUCUUCCCAACGGCACCUGGACGGCGGAGCAGCCCCGCUGUAAAGAUAUCAGUGAAUGCUCCAGCCAGCCUUGUGAGAAUGGUGGCACGUGUGUGGAAGGUGUCAACCAGUACAAAUGCAUUUGUCCUCCUGGAAGGACUGGGAGCCGCUGUCAGCAUCAGGCCCAGACUGCAGCCCCCGAGGGCAGCGAGGCCGCGGACACCGCCUUCAGCCGCGCGCCGCGAUGCGCGCAGGUGGAGCGGACGCAGCACUGCAGCUGCGAAGCCGGAUUCCACCUGAGCGGCGCGGCCGCCGACAGCGUCUGCCAGGAUGUGAACGAAUGCGAGCUCUAUGGACAGGAGGGGCGCCCCCGGCUCUGCAUGCACGCCUGCGUGAACACCCCCGGCUCCUACCGCUGUGUCUGCCCCAGUGGAUACCGGACUCUGGCUGAUGGAAAGAGCUGUGAGGAUGUUGAUGAAUGUGUGAGCCCACAGCCUGUGUGCCCCCGGGGGACUGUGUGCAUCAACACGGGCGGAGGCUUCCAGUGCGUCAGCCCGGAGUGCCCCGAGGGCAGCAGCAACGUGAGCUAUGUGAAGACAUCUCCGUUCCAGUGUGAACGGAACCCCUGCCCCAUGGACAGCAGGCCCUGCCGCCACAUGCCCAAGACAAUCUCCUUCCACUACCUGUCUCUGCCCUCCAACCUAAAGACGCCCAUCACGCUCUUCCGCAUGGCCACAGCCUCCGCCCCUGGUCGGCCAGGGCCCAACAGCCUGCGCUUCGGGAUCGUGGGUGGUAACAGCCGCGGCCACUUCGUGAUGCAGCGCUCAGACCGCCAGACUGGGGAGCUGAUUCUGGUCCAGACCUUGGAGGGGCCUCAGACGCUGGAGGUGGAUGUCGACAUGUCCGAAUACCUGGACCGCUCUUUCCAGGCCAGCCACGUGUCCAAGGUCACCAUCUUUGUGUCCCCUUAUGACUUCUGA
Messenger RNA from Rangifer tarandus platyrhynchus (Svalbard reindeer), 1320 nucleotides. NCBI's taxonomy places the organism in Eukaryota, Metazoa, Chordata, Mammalia, Artiodactyla, Cervidae. The record is from the annotation of a GenBank genome assembly.